CUGCUUAAUAUAAAACACAGAUCUGUCCAACGAAAGUUACCAGAUCAAUGACGAUUUCACACCGGUUGAGACGGAAACACACAGCAGCGAAGCCAUGAGACAUACAAAGUUAAUGUUUGUUGUCGGAUUAACAUUGUUGGGUUACUGUUUGGCUGAAUCAACCCCUUCGCCCAAGAACGAUGACAAAAAAGACGAAAAGUCCGCAAAAAAGGGGAAAACCGGUAAGAAAAACUCUAAACGCAGUCUUUUUGGUUUCGGAUUCGAUUAUUUUGGAUUAUCCGAUUUCGACGACACGUUCGGAUACGGUUUCGGCGAGCCCACUUACUUGCCGGGCGCUGGCUUAGCGUCGUUUGGGUUACCCGAAUUUAACCAGUUCCGCGGUUACAAUGACUUACACGGUAGCGGUAUUUAUCCAUCACCAUUGCUAGAGGCCGGCCGUUCCGCUGGUUACGGCUAUGGUUACCCGGCUAACUAUGGGAAAAACCAACUAUUUGCACGCCAAUUUCCGUUGUCGCGAUUUUACAAUCGUGCACUUUUUCCCUUACCAAACGGUGUACCAAGGCCAUAUCUUGUGGAUGAACCUCGGCCUGUCCAGACUCCCAAUCCUGCCAACUCGUACCCAACGAACCGACAUAUAUCAAUGUUUGACAUACUUCGGAAUUAUAAUCCGGCACUCGGACAACGGCUACCUUAUGGCUUGGAGAAUCCGGCCACCGCUUCAGGACAUCCUCAACAGAUACCAGAAUCGCCUGCACCAGCGACCGAUUACCGUUACAGAAUAGCUCAGGCCGUGGUGGCCGCUCCACAACCUUCAGGCUAUACGUUGGCCGCUAUAUUAAAGUCCGGUUAUUCAGCGGCUACUUCACCACAUUCGGCUCAAGCACCUCCAGCUUCGAGUUAUCUUGCAGCCGUUCCAUCAGCUUCCGGUUAUUCUUCACCUGUUUCUUCUGGUUACUCUGUGUCUGCUCAACCACUUCCCAGUUAUUCAGCAGCAUCAGCUCCAUCAUCUUACGGUAAUCCUGCAUCAGCUCCGUCAUCUUACGGUAAUCCUGCAUCUGCUCCAUCAUCUUACGGUAAUCCUGCACCAGCUCCGUCAUCUUACGGUAAUCCUGCAUCAGCUCCGUCAUCUUACGGUAAUCCUGCAUCUGCUCCAACAUCUUACGGUAAUCCUGCACCAGCUCCAUCAUCUUACGGUAAUCCUGCAUCAGCUCCGUCAUCUUACGGUAAUCCUGCAUCUGCUCCAUCAUCUUACGGUUACCCUACAUCUGCUAGUCCAGCCUUAGGUUAUCCCGCAGUCGGUCUAUCAGCUUACAGUUACCCUGCAUUAGCUCCAUCAUCUUACAGUAAUCCUGCAUCUGCUCCAUCAGCUACCAAUUAUCCUGUAUCUGCUCCAUUGGCUUCUGAGUAUUCUACUUAUGCAGCUUUACACUACCCCGCAGUCGCUCAAUCGGCUACUAGCAACUCCGCGUCUGCCCAAUCUGCUUCUGGUUACUCUGCGUCUGCUCAGUCGCUUCCCAAUUAUUCUGCAGUACCAGCUCCAUCAGCUUCCGGUUACUCCUCGUCUGUCCCAUCUGCUUCCAGUUACUCUGCGAUUACUCCAGGUAAGUCUACAGGCAGUCCAUACCUCCGGUUCAAAUCUGUCGCCUCCUACUACGACUACGACGGCAACGCUCAACAAGAACAACAGUCCAACGGUCAAAGUUAUGGCAAGAAUAGCGCAGUUAGCGAUUACCAGCAUUCCUCUUCGGUGGACGAUUCAGCGUCCAAUGAUGAUGGUGGCGACGACUCCACCGGAUACCAACAGCAGGCGUCUUCGGAAGACGAUUCGGCGUCCAGCGGUUACAGAAAAAGAAGAAGCCGCAAGCACAAAGGCAACCAAUCUAACCGAACCAAAGCUUAAAAAACAUCUGACAUAUAAAAUGUAUAAUGAUCGUUUGUUGUAAAUUUAAUUUAUUAUUAUUGUUAACUUUUAUUUUUAUAUAUUUAUAGUCGUCAACAGCCGCGUGUAGUUGUAUUAUAGUUUUUUUUAUACUUUUGUAUACUAGUCGCUAUCAAUCUGUUAAAAUAUACUUACUGAUUAUAUUUUUAGAAAUAAAUAAAAAACCGCUGCCGGUUUAAUUUAA
Adelges cooleyi (spruce gall adelgid) is the source of this 2123-nucleotide messenger RNA. RefSeq lists its product as uncharacterized. Bases 95 to 1900 code for a protein of 601 amino acids. The record is from RefSeq and is a predicted model, not a curated record. NCBI's taxonomy places the organism in Eukaryota, Metazoa, Arthropoda, Insecta, Hemiptera, Adelgidae. The transcript is spliced from 2 exons.